AAAUGUUUAUAUGAACAGGUGUAUUCACUACAGAAGUAUCAUUGAUGAUGGGCGUCUCACAGAUAUCUUUAAUUCUACUGUUAGUAGCAUGGAGCGUACAGGGUUUCACGCCUGAGAUAGGAGCUCAAGAGCCCGAUACCCGAGUGGUGGCUGGCCAAGACGCACCCGAAGGCCUUGUGCCACACCAAGUCGCUCUGAAAAGAAAAAAAAACGGCUGGACUUUCUGCGGUGCCGCUGUCAUCUCCGACAGAUGGUUACUGACAGCUGCCCAUUGUGUCUUAAGUCUUAAACCAUCCGAAUUUACCGCUGUAGUUGGUACAUUAUCGAGAACGAAAGGUGGUACAACGUAUGAAAUAAGCAAAGUCAUUGCUCACAAAGAAUAUAACAAGCCAAAUCAAUUCGGCAACGAUAUUGCUGUUAUAAGUACGAAAGAGACCAUCGAAUUCAAUAAAAAGGUUCAGGCCCUGCCAUUACCGAAACAGGAUAUCAAGUCUGGAUUGUGGUGUAUAGUGAGCGGCUGGGGUAAACUUGGCCUUGGUUGGUCAUCGCCUGACAAAUUGCAGUAUCUGUAUGUAAAAUCUUUAACGAGCGAUCAGUGUAGUAAGAAGUUGAAAGGACGCAAAGCCAUUAUUACGUCCAGCCAGAUGUGUACCCUUAAACAAGAUGGACAAGGAACAUGCCAAGGAGAUUCAGGCGGCAGCUUAGUGUGCAACGGCGCCUCAGCCGGUAUCGUGUCCUACAACUGGCCCUGCGCUCUUGGUAUCCCUGAUGUGUACACAAACACGUUCAUGUACAUUCCCUGGAUAGAAGAAAAUACUAAAUCACCCUAAGCAUUGUCAUUUAUAAAAUGUUUUAAAUUUCGUCGCACAAAUUAA
Messenger RNA from Pieris napi, 875 nucleotides. Its product is annotated as chymotrypsin-2-like. Bases 45 to 830 code for a protein of 261 amino acids. Gene Ontology annotation, molecular function: serine-type endopeptidase activity. The record is from RefSeq and is a predicted model, not a curated record. Gene Ontology annotation, biological process: proteolysis. The transcript has 5 exons. NCBI's taxonomy places the organism in Eukaryota, Metazoa, Arthropoda, Insecta, Lepidoptera, Pieridae.